UCUGUCAAAGAGGCGAAGCUUUCAAAAGAAACGGCAUUUCUCUCGUUCGUCUUUGCGACAAGCUGUAGCGUUCUUCCAAUCAGCACCCCCGCCUUCACCCGACCGCCUACCGCAGCCCGACCAACGUUUCUCGUGACCCGAUAGCAAAUAUGGCAGGGUUAUUUCAAAGGGUCUACAAUUGGCUCAUGCGCAUGUUCUGGGCGAUGGAAAUGGAAGUGACGAUGGUUGGUUUACAAAAUGCUGGAAAGACCUCAUUAUUACGAGUUCUCGCUGGCGGUGAAUUCACUCUCGACUCCAUCCCCACCGUUGGCUUCAACAUGAAAAAGGUACAGCGUGGACAUGUUACCUUGAAGUGUUGGGAUAUUGGCGGCCAGCCCCGGUUCCGAACCAUGUGGGAAAGAUAUUGUCGAGGCGUGAGCGCCAUCGUCUUUAUCGUGGAUAUUGCCGAUACACCAUUGAUUCCCCAGGCGAAGGAAGAGCUCCAUGAUCUCAUGAGCCGCAAGUCGCUUGAGGGUAUACCACUUCUCAUCCUGGGGAAUAAGUCCGAUCUUCCGGACAAGCUUUCGGUGGAUGAGUUGAUUGACGAGCUAGACCUGAAGAGCAUACGUGGUCGUGAGGUGUGCUGCUAUGGUAUCAGCGCGAAAGAAGAGACAAACCUUGACGCAGUAGUCGAGUUUCUAAUGAAGUAUGCCACGCGACCAUAAUCAGCGCCAUAACUCGCUGGUGUGGUGGCUGUAACACUCGCUUGGGGAUGUUUCCAGGCCCUCUGAUUCAACAGGUAACAAGUGUCCAAGUCUGUGCUAGUUGUUCCAAUAACUGCCAGACAAAGGCCUCGCUUGUUUGCGUCUCGGGCCAACAACAGAGCACAAGACCGGCUUAUGACAAGCGAGUGAAAAGACCAAGGGUAAACAUAUAUAAAUUCCUCUCUCACGAGCUCAUGAUUUUUCCAGAUAUCUGUUGGCCCAUAAGCAACUUUUCCCGGGGUUUCGAAGACUUCUUCGCUGUUCUCAUGCCGCCAUUACCCAGGUCCUGGAAAAACAUGACACUUUUCUUUG
Messenger RNA from Fusarium redolens, 1055 nucleotides. RefSeq names its product P-loop containing nucleoside triphosphate hydrolase protein. The record is from RefSeq and is a predicted model, not a curated record. Lineage: Eukaryota; Fungi; Ascomycota; Sordariomycetes; Hypocreales; Nectriaceae. The coding region runs from base 150 to 704 and encodes 184 amino acids. Gene Ontology annotation, molecular function: GTP binding; GTPase activity. The transcript has 4 exons. Gene Ontology annotation, cellular component: lysosomal membrane. Gene Ontology annotation, biological process: protein transport.